AUGUCAUCACUCAAUCCCUCCAUCUACAACCUCCCUUCAUUACCGUUACCAACCAAUUCUCAUCCAACAUCCACCCUAGACGAGCAACAGGAGACCGAAUCCCUAAUCUCCUCCCUAUUUGCCUUACUUCCUCCUCCUACGUCCGAUACAGAUGGACAGACGACAAGCUUAAGAAAGCAGGAACAUGUCCAAUUCCUGGCAUCUACAUUCUUCAAAUUACCAGGUAAAUUCGUCAGUCUAGAUGCUAGUAGACCAUGGUUGGUAUUUUGGACUGUACAUUCCCUGGAUCUUCUGGGAGUAGGUCUAGAUCAAGGAACGAAAGAUAGGGUGGUCUCAACAUUACUCAAAUUCCUUUCUCCCUCCGGAGGCUUUGCAGGUGGACCAUCAAAUUCACAACUACCACAUCUUCUACCUACAUAUGCCAGCGUUUGCUCUCUAGCUAUCUCUGGACAUUCUGGACCGGGCGGUGGAUGGGAAGAGUUGAAGGAUGCACGACAAGGGAUAUACGAUUUCUUCAUGGAUUGUAAGAAGGCUGAUGGGGGUUUCGUAGUGUGCAAAGCGGGCGAGGUGGAUGUAAGAGGAACAUACUGUCUACUUGUGGUAGCUACCCUCCUGGACAUCCUCACACCUGAAUUACUCCAUAAUGUCGAUAAGUUCAUAUCUGCCUGUCAGACAUACGAAGGUGGAUUCGCUUGCUCUCAAUUUGCCUUCUCGUCACCAUCCUCGGACGAAGAUAAUCUGUUCGUGAGGGCGUCAAUGGCCGAAGCUCAUGGAGGAUAUACAUCAUGUUCCCUCAACUCAUAUUUCCUCUUAUCUUCCAUACCGCUUUCAGCCCCCUUCCCAGCGAACAUAGACGCAGAAGCGGCACUGCGAUGGAGUGCGUUACAGCAGGGCGAAGCGAUUGAAGGAGGUGGAUUCAGAGGAAGAACCAAUAAAUUAGUGGAUGGAUGUUAUUCCUGGUGGGUUGGCGGGGGUAUACCGGUAUGUGAGGAGUUGAUGAAAAGGGAGAAGCAAGUCCGAUCGCAAGGGAAGAAGAGCAAGAUUGAGGUGGUGGAUGAGGGCGAUCAAGAGGAGGAUUGGGUGGAUGAGAUACCCACUCCGCCAUUGUUCAAUAGAGUCGCCCUUCAAGAGUUCACCCUGAUAGCUGCUCAGCAGGACGCAGGGGGAAGUGGUGGUUUACGCGAUAAACCUGGAAAACGACCGGACCAAUAUCACACUUGUAAUAACCUCUCAGGUCUCUCGAUAGCUCAGCAUUCAAUGAAACAUUCAUCCUCGGUCGUAUCGGCCAACCGGACCAAGUUUGAUUCUUCGAAGGGAUUACCGCCUAUCAUACCUCGAUCUGCAGAUGGCGGAUGGACGAGCGAGGAAGAACGUCAAAAUGCCAGAAGGGAAGUAUGGGCGAAUGCUCUGGGCUGGGUAGAAGACGGCAGUCAGGAGAGUGUGGUAGGUGGGAAGGGUAAUAGGAUUAAUACUACUACACCUGUUUUCAAUAUACUGGGAUUGAGGUUGAAGCCGUUCAUCAACUACUUCUAUGGUCAGGAGGAAUAG
Messenger RNA from Kwoniella botswanensis, 1548 nucleotides. RefSeq lists its product as uncharacterized. Gene Ontology annotation, biological process: protein farnesylation. Gene Ontology annotation, molecular function: protein farnesyltransferase activity. Lineage: Eukaryota; Fungi; Basidiomycota; Tremellomycetes; Tremellales; Cryptococcaceae. The record is from RefSeq and is a predicted model, not a curated record. The coding region runs from base 1 to 1548 and encodes 515 amino acids. Gene Ontology annotation, cellular component: protein farnesyltransferase complex. The transcript is spliced from 7 exons.